Molecule: messenger RNA, 17230 nt
Organism: Lethenteron reissneri (Far Eastern brook lamprey)
Lineage: Eukaryota; Metazoa; Chordata; Hyperoartia; Petromyzontiformes; Petromyzontidae
Gene: ARFGEF3
Product: ARFGEF family member 3
Biological process (GO): regulation of ARF protein signal transduction
Molecular function (GO): guanyl-nucleotide exchange factor activity
Source: RefSeq, a predicted model, not a curated record
CCUGCCACGGCUCCCAUUGCCGCGUCUGCGCCAUCUGCCAGCUGUGUGAUUGUAUAUACAGUACAGCAUCACCAUCAGCAUCAUCACCAUCAUUAACAUCAAGGCUUCAUCAGUGUCAUCAUCGACUCGUCAUCAUAGACUCCAUCAUACACCGUCAUUAAUUGCAUCGGUUCAACGUCGUACACACAGAUUCAUCAUCAUAAUCGUCAACGUAUGUGUGCCGUAAUUCAACAUUGCCAUAAUUAUUUUUGCAUAAUCAUCAUCUUAAAGAAAACGUCAUCAUCGCCAAUAUAAUCGUUGGCGUUUAUUAAUAAUCGCCCAUCUUCAUUGAUUCAUCACCGAAGAUCAUCGCAGGUACAGCAUCACCACCCACUAUUUUCAGCAUAGAUUCCUCACAAUCGUAGAAUAAUCAUUGUCGAAGAUUGAUAAACAUCAUUCAUCAGCAUCCUCUACGACAGUCGCUGUUCACUGCUGCUUCUCGACAUUGUAGAGCCACGGUCACCGCCUGGGUCCUGUGACUCCAUGGUCUUCUUGCUGCUCGCUGGAGGAGGACGAGGAGUAGUAGGUGGUGGAGGAGGAGAAGAAGGAGAAGAUAUUUGAGCAGAGUGAAGAUCAAGAGGCGAUGGAGGAGGCCUUGAAGAGCCUGGCCAAGGAGGCUAGCGGGAACAAGCACAGGGCUGUGAGGGAGGCGUGCUGCCUGGCUUGCGACACCUUGGACUCCCACACAAACGGAACUGAUAUCCCCCCACAUCAGCUCAGGGAGAAAUGCCUCACUCCUUUCAGACUGGCGCUAGAAUCCAAGAACACGAAGCUCUCGCAGUAUGCCUUGGCUGGAGUGCAGAGGCUGCUGGCCGAGGAGCGCUUUGUGUCGAGGCUACCCGAGGAGAAGGAGGAGCACCGUCUGCUCAGCCAGGUGCUGGAGACGGUGCACAGCACGCCGGCGCUGCACGAGGACCUGCAGGUGGAGGUCAUGAAGGUGCUGCUGUGUCUCGCCUGCUCGUCCACGUUUGAAUUGAACGGCAAGUCCCUACUGCAGAUCUCCGAGGUGUGCGUUGACACGUACGUGGCAAACAGCCACCUGCGUAGCACUAACACGGCCGUGCGAGCCACGCUCAGCCAGAUGCUGGGCGACCUGAGCCAGAGUCUGCGGCAGAAGCAGGAGGAGAUGCAGGAGGCAGAUGGAGAGAGAAACGAGGAGAAAGUCGCCAAUGCAGGAAACAUGAAACUGCUGAUGGCCCUGAGGGAUGAUGUGGUCUCGGUGCUCGCCAUUUUCUGUGACAAACUACAAGGAGUUGUGAAUGGGAGCCAACAGAUGCAACUGCUGUACCUUGAGUGCAUCCUGGCUCUGCUGAGCAACUUCUCGUCCAGCAUGCACAUCGAGCGCAGCUUCACCGACCUCGUGUGGAAGCAGCUGUGCCCCACUCUCGUGGUGCUGCUGGGAAACCCCAUGCAGGACCGGGUGGUCGCCUCCUCCCACAAUGCCUUGCAGCAGUCGGACGCAACGGGGGCGGCCGAAGCGUUUGUCGGGGGCGGCGGAAGCGGGUUCGUGGGGGGCGUCGCGGUCACGGGGGGCCCCAUUCCGCUGGCGGUGACGGUCAGUGACCAGGGAAGGGGCUCGGGCUGCUGCUGGACGGCGCCGGCACUGCUGGCCCCCGUGGUGCGCACGGUGUGCAGCCUGGCGGCCGAGCUGGUGCGGCUGGUGGGUGCGCUCGAGUCCCUGCGGCCCGUGCUGCAGUCGCUCUACCACCGCAUGUUGCUCUACCCGCCCCCGCAGCACCGCAUCGAGGCGCUCAAGGUCCUGCGCGAGAGUUUGUCGAGCCCCCAGCGACUGUUUGAGCUGGCGGCCCCAACCGUGCCGGAUGGGGUCACUCGCCGGAGACUCAAGCGCAAGACCCACCUAGACCUGCUCAAGCUCAUAAUGGAUGGGGUGAGCGAGGCGUGCGUGAAGGGUGGCGUGGAGAGCGGCUGCGCUGCCGUCUCCUGCGUCUGGGCGCUGUUGGGCUCCCUCGACUCGCUGAGCCGCGGGCAGGGCCUCUGCGCGGACCGGGCCGCCUUCCUGCUGGCUCAACGCGAGCAGCUCAGCGACGGCUGCCCAGACGCAGGCACGGCCGCGAGAGGAGGAGGAGGAGGCGGGAAUGGCAGCGGCGGCAGCGGCGGUAGCAGCGGGGGCAGCGCGUCGGAGCUGCGGCUGAGCCGGCUCUACGCCUCCGAAUUCCCGUCGCCGUCGGAGCCGUGCGAUGAGCGCGCUGAGCGCAGCCCCGACAUCAGCAUCAGCGUGGCGCGUGACACGAGCGACGAGGCCCUCGGCGAGCAGGAGCGUGAGACCCCGAGCGAGGAUGCCGCCAGCCUCGACAGAGAAGGACACACAGGGGGCGGCGGUGGCGGUGGUGGCGGGGGAGGGGGAGCAGGAGGAGGGGGUGGGGGCAGCAUUAUCAGUGGGAGCUGUGGGGCCGAGUCGAGGCUGGAGGAGCGCGGACACAGCAUCCACCUGCCCACUGAGGUGAUCAGCAACCUACUGUCGGUGAGCUCGCGCCUGCGCUGCGUGCCGGCCUCCGUCUCGGGCAUGGGCGGCGUGGCGUGCGGCCACGACGACCACGACCUGUGCCGCGCCGAGCUGGACUCGUGCGACCGCUACUCCAUGCUGGUGGAGCGCGACUCGGCUCGCUCCGACCUCUCCGAGCUCGGCUCGUCCGAGAACAUUUCCCUCGCCGACGACGACGGCACGGCCGGAUCCGCCGGCUCUUGCGCGGUGGCCGGCGGCGGCUGCGGCGGGGGCGGCAUCGGCAGCGCAGGAGGGUUAGGAGGAGCCGGCGGCGGCGGCGGUGGCGGCUCUCACCACACGCACCACGGGCGGCUGUCGCAGAAGCUGCUGCGCGACAUGGAGGCGGAGUGCGAGAACGCGCGUCUCUUCGUGCACGCGCUCGCCUCGGUGCUGCCCCGCAUGCUGCAGGCCGCCAGCGCAGAGGACAUCGACCAGCAGCUGCAGACGCUGGCGUCGAACUUCACCACCGGGAUGCUGGCAUCGUCGAGGAGCCGAGCGGGCCGCUCCGCGCCCAACCACCUGCUCCUGAACGGGGACAGCCUCUACGCGCUGUCUCUGCUCACCCUGCUGCUCAACCUCAAGCUCGUCCACGCCGAGUAUUACCGCGGACGGUGCGCACGUGCACCCGUCUCUCAGAGGGAGUUUGCCCAGCAGCUGCAGUGCAGCGGAAUCAUGCUGGUGCUGUCCAACACGUGGCUGGAGGAAGUUUACAACCAGGUGCGGCAGAGGAACCUGCUGGGCGAGGCGGGCUACCGGAGCAGCACGCAGGAGAACGCGUCCGCCCUCGUCACCAUGCUCACCGAUCUGGACGGACUUGGGAGCAACUUGAUCGGAGGACAAAUGGUGUUCGAGGUGUCGGGUCACUCUCCCCUGGCCUGCAACCGCUACGCCGAGGCUCAGUGUGACUCCGUCUCAGCUGGCGCCAGCUUUGCGCGCACCAUCCUGGUGGGCUGCUGGCGGAACCUGAUCGACAUCCUGUCGGCGCCGCUGGGCGGCUGGAGCAGGGGCGGCACACGGGGGCUCUCGGCCCUGCUGGGCGGCGACGGCGCUCGCGAGCAGCGGCAGCGCGAGCGCGAGGCCGUGUGCCUGAGCCUGGACGGACUCCGCAAAGCCGCGCGGCUCAGCUGCCAGCUCGGAGUGGCAGCGAACUGCGCCUCGGCGCUGGCUCAGAUGGCCGACGCGUCGUGCGUGCUCAGCGACCGGGACGAGCGCGAGAUCACGGAGCCAUCCGACUCCAUCUCCCACGUGAGACAGAAGGUAGAGCAGAAACUUGAGCAGAUGGGCCGCCCCGCCGGCGUGAGGCUUCACGCGGCCCACGCCCUCUGCAUGGAGGCCAUACUGGACGUAGGGCUGGAGAUGGGGAGCCACGCGUCCGAGUGCUGGCACCACGUCUUCCGUGUGUGCGAGUACAUCAGCGCGCUGGAGCACAGUCACUUCUGCGAGGGCGGCACGUCGACCUCGCGCGGUUUCACGCGCCCGCCGCGCGACGCUGACCCACUGGCGGCGACGAGUCCCGGCCGCCUCCUGGACGAGCCGGGCUCCCCUGGCCACACGCCCGGCCCCGCGCCCGGCCUCGGAUCCUCCGGCUUUCCCGGGCCCUUCCCCGGGCCGCAGAGCCCGAGCGUGCAGGAGCUGAUCGGGGACAACGCCGUGAGACCCCGCGGCAGCUUUGAUUUUGGGGGAAACGGAGGCGUCCUCACCCCGGCCAACAUGGCCAAGGUCAUCUGCAGCCUGUCCACCGAGGUCGACCGGCUAUUUGAGGAGGCGGCGUACAAGCUGAACCUGGCCGCCCUCGUCGGUUUCCUGCAGCAGCUGCGUCGCGCGUCGCAGGCCCAGCUAUUCGACUCGGUGGCAGAGAGCACUGACUACGCCCUCGCCAUGCCAGUUCUGUGCUGUGCCGAGGGGGUGGCAAGGUCGACACAGGGCCGCCGCAGCGCCCUGCACCUCUUCCGGCUGGGCGACACGAUGCUGCGUGUGGUGCGCGAUUCGCGACGCCCGCUGCUGCACCUCUUCCGCACAUGGGCCGUGGUGGCGCCCCACCUCGUCGAGGCCGCCUGCCACAAGGAGCGGCACGUAUCCCAGAAAGCCGUCUCCUUCCUGCACGAUAUCCUGACCGAGGUGCUGUCGAGCCGCAGCGAGCUGCCCCACUUCCACAUGGGCGAGGCGCUCUUUCGGCCCUUCCAGCACAUCAUGCAGCUGGAGCUGUGCGACGAGGACGUGCAGGACCAGGUGAUCACAUCGAUUGGGGAACUGGUCGAGGCCUGCGCCUCGCGCAUCCAAUCGGGGUGGAGGCCUCUGUUUGGGGCCCUGCGCACCGUCCACGCCAGCCGGCCGGACGCCAAGGAGUACCUCAUCGGAGAAUACACCAUGGGGAAGUCGCGGGCUCCUGUCUUCGACGUGUUCGAGGCGUUCCUGAGCACAGACAGCGUGCAGGUGUUUGCCAACGCAGCUGUCGACUGCAUCCUCUGCCUCAUCAAGUUCGUGCAAGGCCUGGGGGAGGGCGAUGGCCGGGAGUCAUGUUCGAACGCCCAGGGUUCCUCUGGAUACUCCUCACUCGGCCUGUGCCUCCCAGCCCUCGACUACCUCCGCCAGUGCUCGCAGCUGCUGAGUAAGAUCUAUGAGAUGCCGUCGCGGCCGAUGUUCCACGGCGCUCAUCUCGCCGGCCUCACCUUGCACGGCGCGGAGACGGGCACCGGCACGUCAGAGGACAGCCCCGACACACCCGAGACGCCCGGCGAGUUCGACGACGGCUCCGGCCUCGUUUGUGUGUGGAGCCUGCUGCUGGAGCACCUGGCGUCCGCGGUGUCCGCGUGCCCUCGGCAGAACCAGCCCCCUACCCUGAGCCUGCUCUUCUACCUGCUAAGAGCCGUCGCCCAUCUCCCAGGCCCCAAGUUUGGCAUGUACGCGGUGACGCACCUGCUGCUACCCGUCAUGACGCUGUGGCUCCAGCGCUCGCACAGCAGCCAUGCCUACUGGGAGGAGGCGGCCGCCAACUUCAAGCACGCGAUCGGCCUCUGCUCUGAGCUUGUCGUGGAGCACGUGCACAACUUUACGCAGAUGGAGAUCGGCUUUGAGGGCAUGGUGAGCGCGAUGCUGCGCCAGCUCUUCCGCCUGCUCGUCGCCUGCAUCUCCGAGCCCGCAGAGGCCAUCUCCCGCGUUGGCUGCUCCUGCAUACGCUACUUACUCGUGUCUGCGGGUCCAGUCUUCACGGAUGAGAUGUGGAAGCUUGCUUGCUCCGCGCUCCAGGAUGCGUUUGCAGCCACGCUGCAGCCCGUGAAGGACCUGCUCUCCUGCUUCCAGUCGGGCUCCGACAGCUUCGGCGGGGACGCGUGCGAGGUGAAGGUGGCGGCCCCUCACCACUCGGACAGCGUCGAGGCCGAGUACUGGAGGAUCCGCGCCAUGGCUCAGCAGGUGUUCCUGCUCGAGAGCCAAUGUGUGGCCAAGACGCCCAGCAGCAAGGAGGGGCUGGAGCACGCACAGUCGUGCGUGCUCAUCAUCGAGGUGCUCUCGCACGCCGGUACUCGGGCCUCCCUGCAGAAGCGGAUUCCCUUCCGGAGCAUCGUGGUGCGGCUGCUGUCGCACCAGGUGCUGCUGCAGAACCUGCUGGAGCUGCUGCUGCUGGACGAGCCGGCGGUACCGCCGGGCUCGGGGUCGCGCUCGCUGGAUGGCUCGUGUGACGAUCACUCGCCCGUCUCCGUGGUGGCUCCGCUGCAGGUGGUGACAUCGGCCCCGUUCCUGCGCCACAUCUCCAUGCUGAACCUCUCGCUUGUAUUCGACCUGCUGCUUGACUCGUACCGAGCGGCGCGCGACUUCGACACGAGGCCUGGCCUCAAGUACCUGCUCAUGAAGGUGUCGGGCAUGGGCGCGCCCGCCAACCUCUACCGCCAGGCGGCCAUGAGCCUGGGCGUGUACGGACAGGCGCUGCUCGCCGCCCUGCAGCUGCUGGCGCGCGAUGACCUCAGUGCCGAGCAAGUGAAGCGCAUCGUGGCGGAGCUCGAGCAGGAGGACAAUGAGAGCUCCGACUCAUCCCUGGGAUCUCCAUCGGACGAGGAUCAUCAACAGCAGCAGCAGGAAGAGGAGGAUGAGGAGGAUGAGCAGCCACCAGCAGCCCCGAUCAUCACCACAUCUACCACCGUGGUGACCCCACUCUCCGUAUUGGCGGCAGCACCGCCGCAGCCGCCGCAGCCACCGCAGCCACAGCCGGCUCGGCGGCAGCGCGGGGUGGGCUCGCGUGUCACGCCGCAGCACCGGCGCGCGCCCUCCCUCGGCGUGCAGCCCGCGAACAACGCCGACUGGUGCUGGCUGGUGAAGCGGCUGCACCGCCUGUGCCUCGAACUCUGCCAGACGUACAUCCAGAUGCACCUGGACCUGGAGGGCGCCGCGGACGGGGACGGAGUGUCUGGGGCGGCGGGGGGGGGCGGCAGGGGCGCGGUGGCGCCCGAGACGCUCUUCCUGCUGCCCGUGUUCCCGCUGGAGCCCGCGGCGUCGUCCUUGUCGUCCACCAGCAAGGAGAGCUUCUCGUCGGGCGACACGGUGCGGUCGCUCGUCACCGAGGAGGUGGACGCCGAGAGAGCCGGUGGGGGUGGACCGCCCACGAGCCCCCGCGCCGUCGACGCCGACGCCGACAAAGACGGCAAGCGGCGGCAGCAGCGCGAGUGGUGGGAGAGCACGGGCGGAAAGAUCUACACAGUGGCCACGGAUCGCACCAUCAGCAAGCUCGUGGCUGAGUACAAGAGGCGCAAGCAGCAGCACACGCUGACGACCUUUGUGCGCGAGCCCACGCGCCCUGGCCCCGCCGCCAAUGCAGAUGGAUCCUCAGUGAAGAACCCGUGUCAGUCUACAGGAGGUCAGAGGUCGUCACUGGUGCUGAGCCCACGGCCGCAGCAGCAGACAGAGGGCACGACGGGCCCUGUUGCCCCGCUAGGAGGGCCCGGGCCUCCGUGUGAGGGCGUCCGUCCCGCCGGCCUGGCGGGGCUGCCGGGCCCAGGGGGGCUGGGCCCGCUGGGCGAGGGGGGGCCGCUCCCCCCAAGGCGAUCUUCGUCCACGAGUGGCCCCGAGACUCCGCGCUCGGAGCGCUUCCCGCGCAGUCGCUCGGCGAGCCAGAGCUCGGCUUCUCCGUCCGGAGCCUCGCGGGACUCUGAAGCUCAGCUGCAGGCGUGGACCAACAUGGUGCUCAUGCUGCUCAACCAGCUGCUGGGGCUGCCCGAGCCGGCGUUCGUUGCGCUGCAGCCGGCCAUCUUCCCCAGCCUGAGCCAGCUGACGUGCCACGUGACGGACUCGCGUGUGCGCCAAGCCGUGCGAGACUGGCUCGGCCGACUUGGCCGCGUCUACAGCAUCAUCGCGUAGCCUCUUUGCCCCCGCCACCCCCGCCGUCCUCUGCUCUUUUAACCCCAUUCCCGUUUCCCCACGCGCACACACGCACGCGCGUACACCUACACACACGCGCACUGCCCGGAGGGGUUCUGAGCCCGUUUGCCAGGCGUGCUGUGGCAUGCGCCUCGUAUCAGCACUUGGGAGGCAGGGGUUUGCAUCUCUCGUAUUCAGUCUCAAACCCUGCUGAGCUGCGAGGUGGCCAGAAGAUGGUCGUACGACAAGGUGGGUUCGUGAAACCAUCGUUGCACACAACUCGGUUAUUCUCUCGCUCUCGCAAACGUUGUUAGCAAGGGGUUGGCCAAACAUCUCUCAAUGCCAGGACCUUCCUGAAACUUGCUGAGACUUCCCUGAAUAUAUAUAGAAUAUUAUUAUUGCAUUAAUUCGUAAAAAUUCCACUGCAUAUAUUGCACAUAAAGCACACUUUCCCCAAAAAUAUAAUAUUUUGGAUUUAUAACAGAUUACUCACAAUAACACUGUUCGUGGGGACUCAACUAAUAAUGAACGAGCAGUUGUGUAGUCGUAAAUACAGGUGCAACGGAAUCCGCUUUACAGAAACGGCUUCCCCCUCAUGGACCCACUUGACGGAUCCCGUGCGGGGACGACCCCACACUGAUGCCUGCUGCCUCAUCGGGGAUUCUGAAUGUGCAAUUGAGUUGGGUACCUCCUUUGGGUAAAGAGGAGACUGGGAAAGCAGCCACAGUGUUGUGUAUAGAUACACUCGUCGUAAAAUAUCGGAUAAGGAUAUUUCUGUCAUGAAGAAAAAUUGCAGUUUUACAUUGCAAAUCCCAAAUCGCAACUGGAAUUUGGUGGGAAGCACGAUGAUGAAUUAAGAAUAUAAGAAUAUCACUUUGUAGGAAGAGUUAUCAUGAAGCACGACACUUGUGUCAUCAGUCUGAUGCAGUUGAAACUGUCUGGGCUUUCCUGCGUUGAACCUUGAGAUGGAUCGAUUGACGCACUUUUUCAAAUUUGCCAGAGGUGGUCUCUUGCUUAUGUAGUGACGCCGACACACUCUCUUGCUUUACUGAGAGCCUUUAUGUUGGACACAACACUUGAUGGAUGUGAAAAGUUCCAAUUUGAGAUGCCACAUCUCCAUACUCCGUUUUUCAUAGUGCACAGUUUUCAAUCAUGCGGUUUCAAACACGUUGCACUGUCUAAAGAGACACAUCCUGCAUGUGUCUCAGCAAUGUGCUGUGCACCCGUCUUCUGGAUUUAUUCUUUUAAGCCUUGUAACCACGUGGAAAAACGUGGCCGUGCCCUGAACAAUUUUGCAUUUUCGUAUCGGCCACCUAAUCAUGCGGUCCGUGCUGUGGCAAAGCGUGACAUGGGCGCUGAACCCUUGUUCUGUAGCAGCGGCGCAUUUCACUCGGAAUCCAUCCACGUUGAGCAAAGCCACUCCUGGGGACUGGCAGUGGCUUCGUGGCCUCUUGUGAUGAGAAAAGGGGGCUCACUUUCCACAACAACUACAACUUUCCAACGUUGUCCACCCCCACCUGUGGCUCGGGCUGCCUACUGAUCCAACCCCACGCCCACUGUGACGACUUCAGAAACACGCGUUUGGAGUAUUUGGCUCCUGCUGUAAAUUUCAACGUGAUAAGCCACUUCGUUGAGCGAUCAUUUGUGGCUAGGUCACUUCUGAUAUAUAAAAAGCUAUAUAGUUCAAGGGGCCUUACCUGGUAAAAUAGAAAUUGUCGAUUUCAGUUGUGUUUCUUUCUGUUGAACGAUUUGAAUACGUACAAAACAGCAGAGACAUUUUAUGAAGUGAAUAAUCCACGUCACUCCAUGACAUUCUUACUGCGAACCACCAAAUAGCGAUACACACGUUUACUGCCUUGUGUUUACUGCCAGUGCAGCAACAGCAGCCGUGUUGCUUGUGUGUAACAAAUUACCUUUGUUAUUUUUUUUUAUUGUUACACGAGGUAAUCCUCAUUUAGCCUUCAAAACUGACGCUGAGGGAUAAUGAUUGGGCUGUGGGACCAAUUCCUUGAGUGUUUUAAUGCACGUUGCAUAAAAAGGGGAGUUGUGAGGAGAAACCAGAGGCACGUGAAUGGAGAAUGCUCAAUAUCGCAUGGACAGCCGGUCGUGAACCUACUUGCUGUACUGCCCCCCCCCCCCCCCCCCCCCACGGGCACAAUAUUACUAGCCAGAAGGUGGGUGUCUGCUCACAAAAUCCAGAGCAUGUAAAAUAAAUUGGUUGCCAUGUCCAAAUGCGAUCGAACAAGGCCAUAGAAUGUUCAGUAUUUCUUCGUCGUGUAAAUUUGGAGCCACAACUAAAAUGAUCAUGGGUAAAGGUGCAACCUGGAUUACAUACAUCUGCCUGGCUAUAUCCUGUGAGUGUGUGCACGAGUGUGUUUUCCCAUGACAAUGACGUCUUUUUUUUGCAAAAAUCGGUGUUAUCUUAAUUACCAGGGUGUCUUCUGCUGUAAAACGGUCGUUAAAGAUGCUGAAGAUCCCUUAAUAUCAAGUACUCUCUGUACUGCGGUGUCCCUUAAGUAGAUUCUUACCACUGUAUGAAGUAUAAGUUAACAUCAAAGCAACAGACUUUCAUUGAUAUAGUCAAACCAUUGAUUUGGUUACAGGUCAUUGGCAAUCACAGCCAGGAAAAAACAUGGAAUUUAUUUGAUAUCAGUGCAUACGAAUGCAUACGAGAGAAUGGCUUGACGACGACACAAGAGGGGUUGGUGUCAGAAAAAUGUGGCCGCUGCUUGAGCAUAUUGGCACAAGACAGAGGAAAGUGGAAACCAGUGACGAAAUGUGCAGUGGACACUUCCGGGGCUAUCUCCCAUGGAUCGCAAUGAGGCAUAUGAAUGUGAAAACAUAGCUACAUGGGAAAAAAACACAAAGCACAAACUAUACCGUUCGAGCUUGCACGAGCUUACGCUGCGCCGAUAAUCCCUAGUGAGUGUGAAGGUAGUAUACUUGUACCGUGUUGAGUUACUACUGCCAAGGAAUAUAAACAAACCCAACGGAGCUUCCUGUGCCUUUUGAAGCUGGUGGCUUUAAAUCGGGAAGUGUGCACGCAUAUUCUUAAACCAUUAGGCUUACAAGUUACACUGGGGUCAUUUCCUGUAAUCUAAUGCAUUUAAAACAAGACUUACCGAAAGACCCAAAGAAUAAGACUUAAAUGCGCAAUGGAAAGCUGUGGAACUCCCAAAUCCCAUUUGGGUAUGGCCAGGCAACGGCAGUACAGCAAAUGGGUCGUUAACUUGCCCGUUCAGAUCUUUUUGCCGUUAUUUUCUUGUAAACGUGGGGUUUUUUUGUCUUCUACGUACUCAGGCUUUCUCGCAUACAUAAAAUACAUUCAAAGACUCCUAACCGUGUCAAUGGACAAACAUCCUCUUGUAAAGAUGCUCCUGAAAAAGUCUUGAUGCUCAGCGAUGCUUUCCUUUCAUACGUGAAUGCCGUACAUAAUAAUUGUUACAUAUUUUGGCUCUUGUCGUUGGGGUAUGUAUUCCGUCGUUUAACCUUUCUUACCGAUUUCUUGUCCAGCGGUGCCAAUGGAAGGAGCCUUCCCAUAGUCGGACAGCGCUUGAAAAGGGCAGCAGUGCCGAGCAUUUGCCCACAUUUUAGAACGGUGCCAAGUCGGCCCCAGUUUUUCUGUGUUUUUUUUGGCAGCGUUUGGUAUCUCAUCAUUAUUUGGAUGAAUUUUUGCUUUUAAUUUUUUUGCAUUUAUAAUGUUUUGGUCGCGUAUCUUUACUUCUCGUGCUUAAGCGGAUAUAUGUGACGGAUUCGGCUUUGUCUUUAAAAUUAUUUUUGUAUUGAUGUUUUUUUUUCAUCGGAGGUAAUUUCAAUUGGCUAAGCUGAUUUAGCCAUUUCAUGAGUUUCAAUGUUGUUGAAUAAUUCAUUGGCUUGUCUUUUUUUAUGUGCAAGGUCAUUUUGGUUUGUGUGUUUUAUUUACAGCUUUGUAUUUAAAUAAUGUUUUAUGCGAACCUUAAAUGUGCACGUUCCAUCAUCUGAUAACUUAUUUUUAAGACAGAUUUUACUGCAGCAGAAACAAAAGGAAAAUGUCUCGAAAUUAAUUACAUUCAUUUUCUGAGCUGGGAGUGUUUAUAUAGUCCAGGGGAACUUGUGGUUAUUAAUGUUGUAUAUGUAGACCAUUAUAAUGAAUCAGUAUUGAUGGUGUCAACCAAUGCCUAGCUUUGUAACGCUUGUUACUUUAAUAAUUUUCACCCUGCACAAAUAUCGUUUUAGGAACAUUUUUUAUGUUCCCAUUUCUUCACCCGCUACCCCCACCCUGACAUUGCCAAGAUUUCUGGCCAGAAGAGGGUGCACCAUGCCUGGCUUGCACGCUCUGCCGCAAAAGGUAGGGGGGUGGGUAGGGGCAGACAGCGAUAUGGGUGCAGAGUUGGAAAUUAUGUGACCAAAAAGUUUUGAUUUUAUUUAAAUAUCGGCUCCAGCUUUCGGUAAAUUAACGUAGUAGCGGUACACCGGUAGUGCGUCGGUAUAAAAAAAAAGCAAAUUUUUCGUAAUAAUUAUUUUCCCUUUAAUCGCAACCCCGGUCAUAAAAUCUUGCGGGGUGGUGCGUCAAAAUCAGUUCUCGUGAUGUCGAAGCAGUCGGAAGACGAGUGUUAUCAGCAGCUGAACACGAAGGUCCAGUCUGUCGCCGUACAGCAGCACCCAGCCUGGUGAUUAUCGGUGUUCCAAAGGCAAGAUUUGACUCCUGGUGCCCUAAACUCGGUCGGACGGUUCCUCGAUUCAUUUCCGGAAUCAUCUCUUUUUGUGCGGACGGUGGUAUCAAAAGAUGAUGACUCGUGGUGUCACACGUUGGAAUGGGGACAGCAGCUGCUGAAUCUGAGUGCAACUUCUGAUGGAGAGUCCUGGAGCUUGCUCAAGGGCAACAGCGACAUCGUCGAGACUGUUUUACGAGGACCGGUGUGUUAUGCUGCACCGGUGUACCGCCAAUGCGUCCAAAUUGUUUUUUUAAAGAAAAAAGUUGACCACUCAUACGUGGGUUAUCUCCAUGCACCCUGCUUUCCCCAUGCACAAUAUUAGUGGUAAAAAAAACUAAAUAUCUCCAACAAAACCCUCCCCAAACAGCAUUGAGAAUUCGGUGAGGCUCUGCUGGGUUAAGAUUUAAAAGCAUAACUGUAUGUACGUUGAACUUCUUUCGCACCUUACGAAGUCAACUGUGAUAAUCGGAGGUGUGGGGGAAGGACAAUCAACAACUAAUUUAGUUUAAAUAAUGUACUGUAUGCUGUUAGGUUCCCUUUUUACUCCGUCACAUCCUAUUAUUAAAUAGCGUUACUGUAUGUACAUAAGUGAACAGUCAUUUCGUUUGUAUUGUCCAUGGUUGUUGGUAAAAGCAGUGCUACAGAAAGACAUGAAGUUGAGUUUUAACAUUACAUUAAUUUAUUGCUAUUAUGACAACCAAUACGUUCAAUGAUUUAAGGCAUGUCGAUACUCCUCUUCUUCCUGUUGAUGACAACGUUUCCCAGACUACAAUAUUCUAUCCUACAUAACUUAUCCAGUUGUCAAAACACAAGACAAAGCUUACGAGGCAUGCACGGAGGUGUAUCAUCCGUCUCUGAAUGGCAUAGAUGGCAAUAGUGACCGGUUGGAAUCUCGGCAACACGUCCGUGAUAUCAUUAAGUUUCCAAAACAGAAAAUCUUGCGCGGCCUUUGGGAGCGCAAACGCACAGAAGCAUUCAAAACGAACUCCAGCCGAGAUGUUGGCAAACGAACUACCUGGGGUGAUGCACGAUCCACGAAGCCAUCGCCAUGGUGAUGGACAUGGGCAGGUGUAGAAGAAUUAAAUUAUAAGUCAUAAAAUCUUUACACCAGUUGUGCGUGUGUUUAGUUUUAAAUGACUUCGCUCAAACUGGCAACCCGAGUUUACGACAAUUUCGGUUGUCGCCAGCGCAGAGUUUCCCCGACCGUUCCCAGGCGCCGAGACUUCGAGGCCACGGCCUCCGUAAGUUUGCGCCGUUCGGCAAAAUCUACACGGAGCUCUGCUGCCGGUUCACUGUUCAUAGAUUGUCACCGUCAGCCGGAUUUAUGGCAGCUCGCAAGGCACAAACGUAGCGCUUGCGAGUGAUGGCAUUAGUGCCAUAAGAACGGUGCGAAUACCAAAACGUACUUCACUGCCACACCUUUACGGACAUCAAACUGCGAUGUAGAUCAAACUGCGGUUUACAGAACUGUCUUCAUCCGGUGACCAUGGAUUCCAUACUUGAUCAAUGUUGAUCCGGUACGUGGGAAUUAUUUUUAAGUUCGAAAAGCGGGUAAGCAAAGGGGACCCAUGUAUAAUAAUGUGAGGUGGUACGGAACAUGACCUCCCCCCCCGCUGCUGAAAAAGUGACCAGUGCCACCUGCCCCUGCAUUCCUGUAAAUGUUUAUUACCAUGAUACAUGUUUAUUAAAAUGAUGGCAAUGCAUUCCCAUACAUGUUUAUUAACAUGAUGGGAAUACAGUGAAUGUGUUCCUGGUCAAUUAAACCAUUAUGAAAUUUGGAGCUGUGAAUGAAAUUGUAGGGUUUGUGAGCAGAGGCUGACUGGCUGGCAUAAGCCACUCGUCUUGUGCGUCCACAGUCGCACAUCCGGCCAUCUCGUCCUUGUGGUUGCACCUGAAUGCUGCCGCCCGUGCUCCGUGAGAUAUGAGAGUUGUGAGUUACCCGACCGAGAAUUAUGUUAACAAUGUCCUGUGACGGCAACAGAGCGUGGUGCUGACCUGCAGGUCCGUGUAGUGUUCCUUUUGAGGACUGUCACAAAGGUGGGCUGUUUGUUCACUCGCCCUCCCAAGCGUGUUUAGGUCACAAGUUCAGUUCCCUAGCUGACCGACCCAGCUGAGUCACAGCACGUGGAUAAUGCCAGUUCCUGCAAGGCCCAUGAUCGUCAUGGGUUUCCUCUGGCAAUUGUGCCAUACGCUGGUUUGUUUGUCGUGCCUUGCAACGCUAAACAUUUUAUUGGCACGCUUUACAUCAUGUUCAUGAAUGUUAUCGAUGAAGUGGAUUGCCAAGUAAAAAUAUAUAUAUAUCUAUCUGAUUUACUCAGUUUUUCCAGCGACAUGUUCGACCGGUUAUUCUUUUUUUGCUUAAAAAAAUUACUUAACGUGCGUCAAAUGAAUAAAAACGAUAAAAUCAAGUGCUGGAAUAAAUCCACCUACAGAUACCCCUAAUCCCAACAUUGACCACGGAGAAAAGAAAUUAUAAGGCGGUGCACCUGCCAUGUUCUACAUUUCCUAUCACAAAUACAGCAAGAAAAGACGUACUUGAUUCAACAACUGCCACGUUUUGUUCUCUUACAAUUGGUCUAACAAUGUCCACGUGCUUACGUGGUCGUCGUGCUUUGUGAAAGGGUUACGAAUGGCCUUUUGUUGAAAAAAAAACAAUUUAGAACACAGCUAUUCGUUAACAAUCGUAACUUUUGUCGACUUUUAUACGGCUUGGCAAACUUAAACAGAAACUGGAACGCCAGUGCCUUAUUUUUUUGUCUGACUGGCAAGUGGCACUUUUACAGUCUUAAUACGUGAGACCGUAUUUAUGUGUGUGGAUUUACGUUUUCCCCGAUCGGCAGUGCUGCUUCUUUGCUUCCAAACCACUUUUGAUUCCACAAAGCAGUUUUUUUUAUAUAUAGAAAGGAAUCGGACGUUUUAAAUCGAGACUUCAUAUACAGUCAGCUAGCAGAAUUUCUAAUUGGCUCUUCUCGGUCAUGGGAUCGUAUUCCUCAGGUUCCUGAACACUUCACUGCCGUUGAUUGUAUUUGCAUGAAGUGCUUGUGCCUGCUGGUCCUUAAUGCUCUGUUUAGUCUGCUGUGGCCUGUGUUUUUUUAUGCACUCUUUUUUUUCCUCCUUUUUGCUGCAUCGUGUUCGGGGAAACACGCUUCCGGACACAAAUUGAGCCGAAUGUUUCGGAGGCCUUUCAAGAUUUGCGGGGUGGGGGGGGGUGAUGUUAACGGACCACACCAGAGCACGGCGUAUUUCCUUAUCAUAUGGCCCAGGUGUUAUGGAAGAAACUGCCAUUUUUCUUAAAUUUUACCUGACAAACUUUUUCAUGGCAUGAAUUUUAGUAUUCUUAGCAAAUAUGUUGGACUACGGUUACCUGCAUUGUGAAAGAGGUGGAAGGGAUUGUUUAGUAUAAGAGUUGGGACUGACAAUUGUAAUGUUAGACCUUACUCUUUCCCAGGACGUUUGGCCACCGUUGGAGCUUUUCUAGAGCUCUCUCUAGUGGAGGCCUUUCCGGCAGCAAUGGCACGAAUUAGAAAUUGCACGGCUGCACCUUUAACUUUCAUGAACAUAGUGCAUUGCUUUAUCUUAAAGAAAAAUACUAAAUGGAAACACAGUCCGUCCUAAUACGUACCCGUUUAUACUGACAGUCUCCUCAAGUCCUCAACCUUAAGUCUACUACCAAUGAUAAUAGGUUUUCCCCUUCUGUUUUUUACUGCCAAUGUUCACUGCUUGUGCAAAAAUUUACCUGGAUCACGUGGCACAUUUGAAACAAUUUCAAGGACCUUGAAGUGACAUUGUUUACAUGAACGAGCUUAUAAUGUUGGUAAGAAUCGGCGAGAAAAUAACGUGUGCAUUCCUAGACUUAAAUAUGCAAUGCACUGAAUGUAGAAAUACGUUAGGUCACGAACGACGGCAAAAAUCCCACAAUACCUUCCAAAUAAAAUGGCUGGUGGCACUGUGGUGAACCUUGACAGUGAGACCGGGGCAGAUUAGAUUUACUAACAUCAAGUGUCGAAAGGCACGCUGCAGGUUAGUUCAGACUGCUUUGCAUGCAUACACCAUCUGUGGGAUCAAGCUUUUCCCACAAUACUCUGGCUGUUUCCCAUCGUACGGAGCAAUCUUAAGUGUUUUCUUUUGCACAUUUUGUGUGCGUUUGCAUAACAAUGCAUUGCAAGUUCUUACGCGCUAAAAUGCGCCACAAGGUACGUGACCGAUAUAGAUAAAAAAUGCUAUCUUUAAAACAAGGCCUUGAAAAACCAAAAUAAUGCCUCAUUCUGAGUCUAAGGUGUUGUUGAUCGUGUCUGUGUUAAAUCUAACACCGCCGUGUUUAGAAUUUGCCGUUUAGUCGGGAGUGUAUCCUAGGAUAAGCACAGCGUUGUACAGUGGUAAGUGCUUGCUUGCUUCGCUCUCAUUUGUGAUCAUCGGAGCAGGGAAGCCCAUCGUGUGUGUGCGAGCGCACAUUGUAUAUGCUGUAGAUAUCCUACAGUGUUCGAGCCAUUGUCUUGUACUCUAUGGCAUGUGACUAACAAUGUGCUGUCCUCUAUAUGCUUUGUAAGUGGUUUUAGUGUCAUAGAUUGUAAUGAUUUGCUGUAUUUAUUUGGUGGCUAUGUGUACUCCCAGCGGAGUUUAUUUAUUGCUAUUUAUGAAAUAAAGAUAU